This is a messenger RNA of Phyllostomus discolor (pale spear-nosed bat), 1967 nucleotides long. RefSeq names its product olfactory receptor 8S1-like. Bases 621 to 1556 code for a protein of 311 amino acids. The record is from RefSeq and is a predicted model, not a curated record. Gene Ontology annotation, biological process: G protein-coupled receptor signaling pathway. Gene Ontology annotation, cellular component: membrane. Lineage: Eukaryota; Metazoa; Chordata; Mammalia; Chiroptera; Phyllostomidae. Gene Ontology annotation, molecular function: olfactory receptor activity; G protein-coupled receptor activity. The transcript has 3 exons.
CCUUCUUAUAUGAUGCAACCCACUGAAAUAAGACUGAUACAGCAGGGAAGAGGUGGCCCUGGAGAACCCAUUCAGACUCAGAGCAGGCCCUCUGCCUAAGGGCCUCUCCAGGGACCUCUCUCACUGUCUUGGUCUAGCUGGGAUCAAGUCCCUCCCGUCAUUGUUACUUGGGCAGCAGAGUCAAAAAGGCUUCCCUUUGGACAGAAAGACUACAGGGAUAUUUCCCUCCUCACAAGUUCCAUCCUUGUGUCUCCUAAAGGAAGGACAAGGUCAGGGAAGCCACAGCCACAGCCACAUCUGUGGCUUUUGCUCCAGUGUUGGAACAGAUACCAUUCAGGACACCAUUCCACUGACAGCAUCUCUUGUUGGCCUAGGGAGCCCAGGUCUGAUUAUCUGCACUCUUCCUUCCCACCUCUCCACCUUGGCCAAUAAGUUCCUGCCUUAAGCUGGGAAGGGUUGAUGAGGUCUCACAUGGCAAGGUUGCCUUUGCUGCAUGAUCUGUCCUGGGUCGGCCAUGAAGCUUUACUCACAAUGCCUCAUCACCAGGCAUGUUCUGACACUGAACCCCUUUGAGCAUUCUUUACCAUUUGUGUUCCUCUAAAGGAAAACUUGACUGCUCCAUGGAAAUUGGCAACAUAACCACAGUCACUGAAUUUGUUCUCCUAGGACUAUCCAACAACCCUCAGAUCCAGGCAAUACUCUUUGUACUCUUCCUGGUGAUUUACCUCCUGACCCUCACAGAGAACCUGCUGAUGCUGCUGGUGAUCAGAGCUGAUUCCCAUCUCCACACCCCCAUGUACUUCUUCCUGAGCCACCUGUCCUUCCUGGAUGCUUUCUAUUCCUCAGUCAUUGUGCCUAAACUGCUAGAGAACCUUCUUUCCAAGUCAAAGACUAUAGCCCUGCUUGAGUGUUUCACCCAGAUUUCCUUGGUCAUAUUUUCUGGUGCCACUGAAGCUUGCCUCCUUUCAGUCAUGGCCUAUGACCGGUUCCAGGCUGUGUGCCACCCACUGUUGUACAUGGUGGCUAUGAACAGGAAAGUAUGUAUUGGCCUGGUGGGAGCAUCCUGGGCCAUAGGAAUGGGGACUGGCCUAGUAAACACCCUUCUCCUGGCUCAACAGCACUUCUGUGGUCCCAACCUCAUCAGCAGUUUUGUCUGUGAGCUUCCUCCAGUGCUCCUGUUGGCCUGCUCUGACUCCUACAUUAGCAAUGUUGCCAUCCUGAUAACCAUGGUGGUCCUGGGCUUUGGCACCCUUGUCCUAUUGCUGGGUUCCUACACUCACAUCAUCAUGACAGCUCUGAGCAUUAAUUCUACCUCGGGUCGAAGCAAGAUCUUCUCCACUUGCUCUUCUCAUGUUCUUGUGGUUGUCAUCUUUUAUGGUUCAGGACUUUUCAGGUAUAUGACUCCAGCAUCUGGCUCAGUCCUGGAGCAAGUGCUCUCUGUGCAGUACAGUGUGGUGACACCUCUGUUAAACCCCCUCAUCUAUAGUCUGAAGAAUCAAGAUGUGAAGGCAGCUCUGAAAAGGGUGCUGGCCAGGAAGUCCAGGCUGACCUUCUGACCCAGCCUCCACUGUCUCACCAGGAGGAAACAUAACAGGAAAGAAGAGGUGAGAAGAGCUAUCACCAUGCAGCUAUCUCACACUUUCCCAAAACAAAAGCCUUAGUUCUUCUGACCCCAGUCAAGUGAGAUGGGGAAGAUUCCAUAGACCAGAUGGCAUCCAUCCAACAGGGGCCCAGUCACCACACAGGAAAGUCAUUACAGCCUCAUUAGCCAUUUCUACAACAAUUGCUCAUUUCUUCUCCUUUCUACUUUUCCUCUUUCUGCCUUUCCUUCACUCUUUUAUUUCGCUCCAUGUACAAAGUAUAAUCCAACCCAUCUGACCACUAGCAAAUAUUCCUCUGCAUUCUGGGAGAGCCCCAUUUGGUACUGUGAGACCCAAUUUCUCCUUUGUUUCCUUCCCAAAAUAUUC